GAUUUAACGAUACCUCGUAUGGUGCAUGUUCUCGGAGGAAGGGAGGAAAGGAACGACAUAAAAGUCAACGCAAAUUAUGAAUAUGUCCAGAAUAGGUCAUGGCUGUGUCUGUAUCUUCAGACGGCAUGCUGUAGUAUGGAGGUCACCUCGGUGUGCUAUUCUUCAGCUAGCCAUGAUGACAGGAACGAGAAGAGAUCAAUGCAGGAACAUGUCAAUCUGGUACUUUGCAAAGAAGAGAAUACAGCGUGCAUGGUCUGAACAGGUCAAAAUGGAAUCAUUUGAUACCAUCAAAAAGUUUGGACUUGAGGUUGGUGUGGGCCAUAUGCUAGUAAAAAUGGGAGCCAGAGUCCAGUUUACAAAUGGAAAUUGGUACACCAAGCAGGACAUCAAGAGAGGGUCACUACCACUUGAUGAACUGGAGGGUCAGUCUGUGGUAGCCAUUGAUGCAAUGGACACCGACCUUGACCAGUUUAGCAUGGCCGAUGUUGUCAAAUUAUCUGCAGUAAAAUACCUAAGCCUUGAAGGAUGUGCUAUGGUAGAUGACCACUGCCUUGCCAGCCUUGUCCAUCUAAGAGAUACCCUAACCCAUCUCAAUAUUAACAAUUGUGAGCAAGUUACAGAGAAUGGGAUAGCAACACUCCACAAACUAAGGAAUCUGGAGAGGUUAAACAUGAACAAUAUGCCAAAAGUCAAAUUUGCGCCUCUUGUUGCUGUGAUGCUGGAAGACGUGUUACCACGGUUACGCAUCAGCCUUGUCACCAAACAAGUGGACAAAUAUGUGGAGGAAGCAAGAAAAGGAGCCAAGAUAAUUGAAGAUCAUAGAAGACAAGCUGGCCUUAAUCACAACUUGCAAGAUGAUCUCGGAGAUUUGAGGAAUAGGAUCAAGGAUGGAGAUCAUGCCGAGGAUAGUCCAGUGCACCCUGGGAUUUCAAAUAAAAGAUGAAAAAAUAUAUAUAAGGAAGUGAUCUCAGGAGGAAAUGUGACAUUUUGAUUCGGGUUCUGAUUAAUGAGAAUAACAUAUCAGUGCAAUUGAAGCCUAGUUGCCCUCUAUUUAAAGUGACAGAUGAAUUGCAGUUUUAUGCAAAUCAUCUUCAUAUUGGAGAUGAAUCAGUGAACUAGCCAGAAUUCUGAACAAAUAACUCUCGGCAAUGACUUUGAGUUUCUUUGAAUUAUUUUUCAUUGUACCAAAGGUACUUAUUACCUGUCCGUCUAUCCAGAUUUGUUCU
Lytechinus variegatus (green sea urchin) is the source of this 1226-nucleotide messenger RNA. Its product is annotated as distal membrane-arm assembly complex protein 2-like. NCBI's taxonomy places the organism in Eukaryota, Metazoa, Echinodermata, Echinoidea, Temnopleuroida, Toxopneustidae. The record is from RefSeq and is a predicted model, not a curated record. The coding region runs from base 77 to 943 and encodes 288 amino acids. The transcript is spliced from 5 exons.